UUAAGUGAUUUAGAAUUUAGAACACAGGCCCGGGGGCAGGCGAGCCGCGGCGAAGGGCACCCUGGUGGAAAGCGGACGCCAGGCGCUGUGGCAAGGGAGAGGGACGAGCUGCCCUUCGUUGUCAGCCAGGAGCGAGGACACGGCGACGCUCCCAUCUGGCUGCCCGCGAUCACUCGGCGGCCGACAUGUCAGCCGCUGGCGCCCGAGGCCUGCGGGCCACCUACCACCGGCUCCUGGAUAAAGUGGAGCUGAUGCUGCCCGAGAAAUUGAGACCAUUGUACAACCAGCCGGCAGGUCCCCGCACAGUUUUCUUCUGGGCUCCAAUUAUGAAAUGGGGAUUGGUGUGUGCUGGAUUGGCUGACAUGGCAAGACCUGCAGAAAAACUCAGCACAGCUCAGUCUGCUGUUUUGAUGGCUACAGGGUUUAUUUGGUCAAGAUACUCCCUCGUAAUUAUUCCAAAAAAUUGGAGUCUAUUUGCUGUUAAUUUCUUUGUGGGGGCAGCAGGAGCCUCUCAACUCUUUCGCAUUUGGAGAUAUAACCAAGAACUAAAAGCUAAAGCAAACCAAUAAAAGAGUUCCUGACCACCUGAACAAUCUAAA
Molecule: messenger RNA, 599 nt
Organism: Oryctolagus cuniculus (rabbit)
Lineage: Eukaryota; Metazoa; Chordata; Mammalia; Lagomorpha; Leporidae
Source: RefSeq, a predicted model, not a curated record